Cucurbita maxima (winter squash) is the source of this 723-nucleotide messenger RNA. Its product is annotated as acyl carrier protein 2, mitochondrial-like. The coding region runs from base 43 to 432 and encodes 129 amino acids. The transcript has 2 exons. Lineage: Eukaryota; Viridiplantae; Streptophyta; Magnoliopsida; Cucurbitales; Cucurbitaceae. Gene Ontology annotation, cellular component: mitochondrion. Gene Ontology annotation, molecular function: acyl binding; acyl carrier activity. The record is from RefSeq and is a predicted model, not a curated record. Gene Ontology annotation, biological process: fatty acid biosynthetic process.
UCCAUUUCUCAGAACUCUCGAAAGUUCAUUUCUUCACUUCCAAUGGCGGCCAGAAACUCUCUGCUGAAGCAUCUUAGGGUUCAUGUUCAGGCCCUGCCUAAAACCAACAGCCCCAUUUUCUACGUCAACCCUUUCAAUGCGAUUCGACGCCGUCUCUUUUCCGAGGAGGUUAGGGGUUCUUUUCUCGACAAAUCGGAAGUCACCGACCGCGUCAUUUCCGUUGUCAAGAAGUUUCAGAAAGUCGAUCCCUCUAAGGUUACUCCAACGGCCCAUUUUCAAAAUGAUCUAGGCUUGGAUAGCUUGGAUACUGUGGAGGUUGUGAUGGCUCUUGAAGAAGAGUUCCGGUUUGAAAUUCCCGACAACGAAGCAGACAAAAUCAAUGCUAUCAACCUUGCAGUUGAUUUUAUUGCCUCUCACCCUCAAGCAAAAUAGACGAAAGCCAUAGAUGCUUUCACUCAGGUUCCUCCUAUUUCGAUGAUAAAAUUAGAUACUGUUAGAUGUCUCUUAUUUGUCGCUCUGUAUUUUGUUGGUGGUUUUCCAAUUGUUAUCCCAAUUCUUAUUAAAAGAGAAUGAUACCUGGUUGAGCCAGCUUCAAGCUGCAUGAGUUGAGGCAGACUGUUAUUGGCUAUACCAAAGCUGCAUGAGUUGAUGCAGACUGUUAUUGGCUUUAAUGAAUCAACUGAGUUUAUGUUUCAAUAAUGAUUUUAUGAGUUUUUCCACGAA